CUCUUCAUGUCUCUUCGUGUUUGUCCUGUGAUUGUAAGCUAGACCUGCGGCCAAGGUGGAAGAGAUGACGAGUGAUCACAACCCCUCCACCCCCCCAACCUCCUGACGGCACCUACCGCAAUUCUCGGUCGAGACAAGCGACUCAUUGGAAGGGUGCAACCCGAAAGUAAACAGUAUUGACCAAUGGGAAAGUAGACGGCAGACCGAGACAGGAGACGGACCAAGUAUGGCCUGUGGCAUAGCCAUUCCGACUUCCAUCCUGCUUUCGCAGAGGGCUUGUGAGAAGGACUCUGAGAAAGAGCCUCCUUUUCCACAUGAGCUUCGACGAGCGGAUGGCAGCGCUACUUUUAAGGCACAGUCUCUCGUAGGACAUCCCAACUUGACCCCCGCGCUCUUCUCCUCUUAGUUUCCACCAUCCCGAGCAGGAUACAGUAAUAGCCUGCAAUUACCCCGAUACCGCAUGUUCGAUUCUGUCACACCGAAACGCCCUGAUCUUCUGAUUGCUUUGUUGUACCUCCUAGUUGCCUCCGCAUCGCGGCCUUGCCGGCUCCUAUUGCACCAACCUACAGUUAACGGCACAUCCCCAAACACUGCAGAACUGCCCGAGCCCAUAAGGGAGGUAUGACUAUGGCGAACCAUCCUUUCCACCGCCGUGUCUUCAAUGGAAGUGCCGACUUCCAGAGAGAUGAUUGUCCAGGUCCCUGUCAUCCUGGAGAGUACCUUAACCGCCAGCCGUCCUACCCAGAGGUCGGACAAGUCACCGAGGAUUUCAACCAAUAUCCCUUAGGAAGACCGAAUGCUGCCGAGUAUCUCUUUGGCCUCGACCAAAGUUCUUCCGGUACCAGAGAUGUUACCGACGAGUUCUUUGACUGGGACCUGUGGAGUAAACAAGAUGAGGUUACCGUCACGACCGAGACCUCCAUCGAAGGGGACUCCUUGGUUCGUUCGGCUCUGUCCGCAACACAAGACCAGGAUACUAGGAUGGCCUUGGAUCAUGAAUCCGAGACGACGGAAGGCACUGUCAUUGUCGCUACCUCCAGCCCCCUUGCUAUCCCAUUUCUCAAUCAGCCGACGCGCGGCGAAAAUCUCGACCCUAAACGAUAUCCAACGUCUGAAGACAUCGAUAUCCAUUUAUCCGAACCCGACAGUCAUGAUGUAGAUGAAACGCAGGCCUCUUCUCGAAGCCGACUUGGCAAGCAGACUGCUAAGCGCGAGCGCAUUCUCUCAAAUCCUGAAGAGACAGCGCGUACCCGGGAAAACAGAGCGUGCCUCUCUUGCAAAAUUCAGAAGACCAGGUGUAAGCCUGACGGUCCUUGUCCGCGCUGCGAAAAGUUCAGUAAAAAGGUCGGGAGCCCUUUUACUGUGUGCAACCGGGCAAUUUUGACCAUGAUCAGGACGAAGGCUGAUUGGCCACUGUCAAACCAGGUUUUGCGUCAACCGACACGCAAACAGGCCUGGGGCAAUGCAAGGCGUACUGCGCUCCUCAUCUCCCACUGCACCAACGCCGGCAAGGCAAUACUGUUGGUUCACGGUUGCGAGUUCAUCGAACCGGGGCCAGACCUUCGCUCCUAUCAUAUGGUAGGCAUUGCCCCUGGUGAGGGUCCCAGUGAUAAGGAUCUUCAUGACUGGGGCAAACGUGAUGUGGAGGCCCAUGCCGACACCGAGGAAAAAUUCCCGAAUUGUCUUGAGAAGUUCCUCUUGCUCUAUGAGCAGAUGUUUCAUCAACGUUAUGUUGCGAACGUCAAGAGCUCUGAUCAGACCAGGCCUGGCAAGUUCCACAAACUGAUGGACAACGCGCAGUAUGUGGCGUGUAUGGCAAGGAUCUGGACUGCUAGGCGAUUCUCUGUAAGCGGAGUACCAUUCGGUUUCGACCCUGAACCAGUGUCGGUUUUCUUGCGCCAGCGUGCUGGGAAGGUGAUAGGGCCAAUCGAAGGGCAGAUACUGGAGCAGCUCAAGGCGUUCUCAACCUCCCAGGAGACCAAGAUCACACCUGACCUCGAGUCCACUAUGGGUUCAGCACCUGUUAUUGCUGUCUGGACUGCUCUGUGGCAGAUGAUGUUGACAUACCGUAGCGUGCUCAACCUGACGCCGCCUGGCACUGCAUUCCAUGAGGAGACUAAUGAACUCUUCCAGAGCAUGGUCACGAUAUACUCGAGGCUCUUCCGUACGGCAGAAGUGCUCAGAACCGUGGAAAAGGCGUUCGACAGUGCAGAUGCAUUCGAUAACGGUCAAGUUAGACAAGCCUUUCGGAAAGCUUGGGGGACGCGUCUUGAUUUCUAUUCCGAAUUGAAAAACGGGCCAUCAUCCAACAGUCAAGAUACGCUUCUAAAAACACACGUCGUAACCUGGGAAGAGUUGGUCUUGAACCGGCGGAGUAACGAAGGAAAAGGGAAAGUGUGCGAGAAGAAGCAAGCUUGAGUCCCCAAGCAGAAGACAAAGAGAUACUAGUACAUAGGUCCGACUAUACAGGCGUUUGGUACUAGAGGAAGGGUAUGAGAGACUGCGAACGGCUUACAGAAGUAGAACAAUAUCGUAAUGGCAUAUUGACAUAAUGUCCAUGGACGUAGAGAUAGAAUAAUCACUGUCGACAGCAUCA
Messenger RNA from Neurospora crassa OR74A, 2596 nucleotides. RefSeq lists its product as hypothetical. NCBI's taxonomy places the organism in Eukaryota, Fungi, Ascomycota, Sordariomycetes, Sordariales, Sordariaceae. The coding region runs from base 622 to 2418 and encodes 598 amino acids. The transcript is spliced from 6 exons. The record is from RefSeq and is a predicted model, not a curated record. Gene Ontology annotation, molecular function: DNA-binding transcription factor activity, RNA polymerase II-specific; zinc ion binding. Gene Ontology annotation, biological process: regulation of DNA-templated transcription.